GCUCGCAAACAACCAUCAUGGACCAGAAGUUCGGGGAAAUGGAUGAGGCCUAUCAGGCCCGGAUGCUGCUCCUGAUUACCGAAGCUAAGCAACGGUCAGAUGCAGUUGCAGCCACAUCAAAGAAGAAGGCAGAGGACGCUGAAAAGGCACGUCUGUUGGCAAUCAAACAGCAGCGCCCACAAGACGAGGCAGCAGCAAAGGCUGCCGAUGAAGAACGAGUUCAACGACGCGAGAAGAUAUUCAGCGGAGAGCGAGCUUUGCUCACAAUGGCAUCGGAUUGGCGGGCCGAGGCCGAGAACGCAGGAGGACAUCCACAGCCGCGACGACGCGUUGUCUCACGUCCACAGCCGUCUCCAUCAGCUGGAGCAGCGACCCGUCGCCGUCCCCGCUGCCAGCUCUUCCAACACCUCCGAUCGCCUCGAGGCAUUGGAGAUUGACGUCGGAUCCCUCAAGGACAGCGUGCAGUUACAGCAAACCACAACGCAACAGUUGGUGCAACGGAUCUGUACUGCCGCCACCCACUCGAGCUCGGAAGCGCGCGAGACAACUCCAAAGUUCGAUGGGCAAGAGAUCUUCUGCGACUCGACGAAGACGGACCCGAUUCCAUGGUUCCGCAAGUUCGAGCUCAAGUUGCAGCUCCACAACGUCAGCGAACACAAGCAUCGCGCGUACUUAUACUCCCGGUCGGGAAGUGCGUGCCAAGCAUGGUUGGACAAUCUCUUGUCCAAGUACGGAGUGGUGGCUGUCGACUUGCACACCAAGAUCAGCUGGGAUGAUCUAAAGGCUGUGCGGCAUAAGCGGUUUCAAGUGGAGCCGCCGGAGAUCAAGGCCAUGGACAAGCUGAUGACCUUCGAACAAGGCACGCUGCUGAGUGUUGACUGGAUUGCCGAGUACCAACGCUUGACAUCCGUCCCAGACAUUCAAAUGGGCUUCGAGGUCGUCAAACACUACUUCAUCUCGAGGUCGUGUCCGGCGUUGGGCAAUGCCUUGACUCACAGCAUGAGCGAGGAGGAGCUUACGGUCCUCCGCGCGCAACUCGAUGACUUGUUGGACAAGGGUUGGAUCCGCCCUAGUAGCUCUCCAUAUGGAGCGCCAGUCCUCUUCGUACGGAAGAAGAAAACGGAUCUACGUUUGUGCAUCGACUACCACAAGCUCAACAAGCAAACCGUCAAGAAUGCGGGGCCUCUUCCUCGUAUCAACGAUCUUCUUGAGCGAUUGGGUGGCGCGAAGUAUUUUUCUAAGUUGGAUUUGAAGUCGGGAUACCAUCAGAUUUCGAUCUGGCCGAACAAUCGUUAUAAAUCUGCGUUCAAGACGCCGUACAGACAUGUGGUCAAGCCUUUUGGCCUCACCAACGCCCCGACGACCUUUCAAGGGGCAAUGACCAACGAGUUCCGUGCAAUGUUGGACCGGUUCGUGCUGGUCUACUUAGACGACAUCCUCGUCUAUAGCCGGACGUUGGAGGAGCAUCUUGGGCACCUUCGACAAGUAUUGGAGACGCUCCGCCGCGCCAAGUGCAAAUUUGUCCGGCAAGAGCUGGAAUACUUGGGCCAUUUUGUCACACCAGAGGGCAUCAGUCCGCUGUCUGACAAGAUUCAAGCCAUCCAAGAGUGGCUGGAACCACGGAACGUCACGGAUGUCCGUUUGUUCCUUGGCCUUGCCGGCUACUACCAACGUUUCAUCAAGGGAUACUUGAAGAUCGCAGCCCACUUGACCAAGCUUCAAUGCGAGGAUCGACCGUUUGACUUUGGAGAGGAUGCGCGGGAAUCAUUUUUGGCUCUCAAAGCCGCGCUAUUAUCUGCGGAGGUCUUGCACAUAUACGACCCGAUAUUGGCAACGUGCGUCACUACGGAUGCGUCCGACUAUGGCAUUGGUGCCGUCCUCGAGCAACACGAUGGCGUGGACUGGCACCCGUUCGAGUACUUCAACAAGAAAGUGCCCGUCGUGCACUCCAUUGAUGAUGCACGCAAGAAGGAGCUCCUAGCCUUCGUCCACACGCUCAAGCGGUGGCGGCACUUCCUCCUUGGUCGAAGUCAAUUCCGAUGGGUAACGGAUAACAAUCCGUUGGUCUUCUACAAGACCCAAGACACCGUCAAUAGCACCAUCGCCCAUUGGAUGACUUUCAUCGACCAAUUUGACUUCUUUCACGAUCACAUUCCGGGGAAGUCAAACCGUUUUGCGAAUGCUCUUUCACGGCACCCGGAUCAUUGUACCGCAGUUUACUCGAUCUUCGAGAUCGGCGGCGACCUGCAAGACAGCUUCAUCCGCGGCUACCAAGCCGACCUCGAGUUUCACGACAAGUUAGCGAAUUGCUCCUCUCCUAAUCCAGCGCCUUCUCACUACUGGAUCCAAGAGGGGUACUUGCUUGUCCACACGUCGGGGAAGGACCUUCUUUGCGUACCGAGUGACUCUCACUUGCAGGCACGGCUUCUUAGUGAGUUCCACGAUGCUCCCGCUACCGGACACUUUGGAGUCAAUCGCACGAUUGGCCGACGAGCGAUUUUGGUGACCUAGCCUUCUCGGCGAUGUCACAUGCUACUGCGAGUCAUGCGAGAUUUGCCGACGCUG
Chara braunii is the source of this 2565-nucleotide messenger RNA. Lineage: Eukaryota; Viridiplantae; Streptophyta; Charophyceae; Charales; Characeae. The record is from the annotation of a GenBank genome assembly.